Molecule: messenger RNA, 3611 nt
Organism: Anoplopoma fimbria (sablefish)
Lineage: Eukaryota; Metazoa; Chordata; Actinopteri; Perciformes; Anoplopomatidae
Gene: lmln
Product: leishmanolysin-like (metallopeptidase M8 family)
Exons: 16
Coding region: 182-2161 (659 amino acids)
Biological process (GO): proteolysis; cell adhesion
Cellular component (GO): cytoplasm; membrane
Molecular function (GO): metalloendopeptidase activity
Source: RefSeq, a predicted model, not a curated record
CUGUCAUUAGACGGUCUUUGUAGUCCUCCUGUCAUUAGACGGUCUUUGUAGUCCUCUUCUCCCCGGUGACACCGUGUGUCGGUGGUUGUGUCUCAGGUGUCGGUGGUUGUCGGGUCCACAUGUCCUCCGUGGGGACCGGACCGGCGGAGGCUCUGCUGACAUCGGGCCGCCGGGUCGGAGGAUGGAGCGGAGGUCCCGGCUCCUCUGGCUCCUCUGGCCGGGCCUGCUCUCCGUCCUGGCUGUGCUGGUGAGCGGCCACGGGACCUGCAGGCACCGCAACCCGACCCGCGACGAGGUUGUCCAUCAUGUGCACCUGAAGCCCGACCGGCUGACGAAGAGGAGCUCCCCUGACGACCUUCAGCUGAAGAUAAAGAUCAUCUACGACUACAGCGUGGACCGGCUUCCUGCAGACGAGAGGAGGCUGGUGAAGGAUAAGCUGUUUCCUCAGGCCAUCGAUUACCUGCAGAGGGCCUUCAGUGUGCGGCGCAGGGUGGGUCCAGUGCUGCUCAGCAGACAAUGUGCCACCAACCAGUACCUGAGGAAGAGAGAUGACCCUCAUCGCUACUGCCAGGACGCCUGUGCCGACGUCACCCGGUGCGGCCCCGUCGUUGUACCACAGCACCACCUGCAGCAAUGCAAAGUGUGCAGUGAAUCAGGGAAGUCUUGUGGCCCCCUGGGGCCCCCGGACGGCCCCGGAGUGGAAGGGUCCGACUUCGUGCUCUACGUCAGCGGCGUCACCACGGAGCGCUGUGGUCAGGAGAACAUAGUGGCCUACGCUGCUUACUGCCAGCUGGAGGCAGAGCUGGACAGACCGAUAGCGGGCUACGCCAACCUGUGUCCUGCUAUGAUCUCCUCUCAGCCUCAGGAGUUUGAAGGGAUGCUCUCCACCGUCAAACAUGAGAUCAUCCACGCUCUGGGUUUCUCAGCCGGUCUGUUCGCCUUCUACCACGACGACGACGGCAAACCUCUGACGCCUCGCUUCACCAGCGGCCUGCCCGCCUUCAACGAGAGUCUGGGUCUGUACCAGUGGAGCGAGGCGGUGAUCAGGAGGGUCAGCCGGCUGUGGGACAUCAGAGGAGGAGUGAUGGUCCGACACCAAGUCCACGUCCUCGUCACUCCUCGAGUCGUGGAGGAGGCCAGGAGACACUUUAACUGUCCCAUCCUGGAGGGGAUGGAGCUGGAGAACCAGGGAGGGACGGGGACCGAGCUGAACCACUGGGAGAAGAGACUGCUGGAGAACGAGGCGAUGACGGGCUCUCACACACAGAACCGGGUGUUCUCCCGGCUCACGCUGGCCCUCAUGGAGGACAGCGGCUGGUACCGGGCCAACUACAGCCUGGCUCAGAGGCUGGACUGGGGCCGCGGCCUCGGCUGCGACUUCGUCAUGAAGAGCUGCAAGUUCUGGAUGGACCGACAGAGACAGAGGCGCCACUCUGUGACUCCGUACUGCGACACGGUGAGAGCGUCUCCUCUGCAGCUCACCUGCAGACAGGACCAGCUGGCUGUGGCCGUCUGCAACCUGCAGAAAUACCAGCAGGAGCUCCCACUGGAGUACCAGUACUUUGAGAGGAUCCCAGACGUGUCCUCGGAUCAGCUGCCGAUGUUCGGCGGCGCCGUGGAGAUCGCCGACUACUGUCCCUUCAGUCAGGAGUUCAGCUGGCACCUGAGUGGAGAAUACCAGAGGAACUCGUACUGCAGAGUGACAGAGAACCAGCCAGACUGGUGGAGGAACUACGGAGCGGAGCAGUACGGACCGGACUCUGUGUGUCUGUACCAGAAGUCGGCCUUCAUCAUGGAGCAGUGCACCAGGAAGAUGACGUAUCCGGACUGGGGCUCCGGCUGCUACAAGGUGCGCUGCUGGUCUCAGGGUCUGGUGGUUCUGGUUCAGGAUCAGUCCUUCCUCUGCGUGCGUAGAGGUCAGCAGCUGAGCGUCAGCGUGCGGGUCAACGACUGGGUUUAUAACGGCGUGCUGGUCUGCCCCGCCUGCUCCGACUUCUGUGACGACUGCCCCCUCCCCCACCAGCUGCCCCCCCUCAACGCCUCCAGGAGCAACCCCAUUGACCCCUGCUCCAGUUCUCCCGGUCUGGUCGUCACUCUGUGGCUCCUGCUGCUCAACCUGCUCCCCCUGGUGGCCGGACUGCUGCUCUGCCACCGCAGCUGAUGAUAUCUGGAGUCCUCUGUGGAUCUUCAUCCUUCUUCUUCUUUGUUUCAUUCCUGAAGAACAACAGGAAGUCAGAUCCUGUUUUGGACCUGAUCUGUCUUCUGAUUGGCUGUUGGAGCAGCUGAACCGUGUUUCCUCCUUCGUUCUGUCGCGGUCGUAGAUGGAGACGGACCAGGAGGAACCGUAGCAGAGUCGUCGCCUGGUGCUCAUUAAACCCUCUCGCGUGUUUCUACGUCCGGACGGUUUGAAAGCGACAAACUCUUAUUUUAUAGAACCAGACUUUUAAGCUGAAAGGUCAGCGUACUUCCUGUCAACGAGACGUUGGCAGCACCACAUAAACGUUUGCGUUUUAAUAUUUCAAACCAUAAAACUUGUGAUGUAAAUAUGAAAAUGAUUCUUUGACACUGAGAAGCACUUCCUGGUUUUAGAAUGAUUAUUUAUGUGACAAACAGACGAAUGUUCAGCAGCAGAGACGUGAGGGGUCCUGGGGGUCAAAGGUCAUCAACAAGACAUCUAAGGUGCUGUGAUGUUAUAUAAUAAUGAAGUCCACAAGGAGAGCUCUUCUUCCAUCAGAGUAGAGAGGACUCAGUGAUGAACGGUGACUGUCAUAAAGAAAGAGAACACUAUGAGCUCUACAUUUAGAAACUUUAGGACUCGUUAAGCUGACGGUCUAUCCAGAGAACAGUGGAACAUCUUUAACAUUCUUUAAGUUCUUCAUUUAGGAAGUUUUAGUAUCGGACGUCAUGUGACAUCUCUCUAUUUCUGAUCAAUACGACCGACUGCUGCUGCUCAUGUCUUUGUUAUUUUUCCUGUUUUUGUUGUGAAUGAAUGGAGCAGAAGAAGAAUCCUGGUGGAGCAGUGUGAGUGCAUUGAUCGAUCAGCUGAUCAGAUUGUGUUUGAAACCAGGCGGUUGUGGAACAUUCAUACGAACAAAGCUGACGGAGAGAAUCAGAAAAAUAGAAACACGGCUCCAUCUCUGUCAGGACGGAGACCAACGUGUUAUAAGAAUUGUAUUAAAUUAUAUUUAAACACAUAUGAUGAUGAUGAUGAUGAAGGAUUGAGGAGUUUUGUUCAGUUGAUCAUUUCUAUAAUGAAGAAAAGUCACCUCUGAAGUCUGCACAGAGCAGUGCAUCAUGGGGGAUUGUUUUUAAAGUAGUGCGAGUUCAGCUGAGGUUCAUUUACUUUACUGUGUGGUGAAGGUUUGGAUAGAUGAUGAUGAUGAUGAAACAAAGUGUUUCAGGUUGUUUUGUAUCAGGUUGACAUUUAUGACAAAACGAUCAGCAACAUUUCUUUAUUUACAUGUUUGAGCCGUCUGUUUCAUCCUGAGCUUUGAGGGCUGCAUUCCAACAUGUUCUGUUUUAACAUCACUUCUUAGUUUUAAAUCUGAGGAAACAAAAAAAUAUUAAAAGAUUGAUUUUAUGAAUCGAUAUCGGAUCCUUUAAAUAAAGAU